This is a messenger RNA of Pieris macdunnoughi, 450 nucleotides long. The record is from the annotation of a GenBank genome assembly. Lineage: Eukaryota; Metazoa; Arthropoda; Insecta; Lepidoptera; Pieridae.
AUGAUGGCCGUGGAAGGCCGGCCGGCAAGCGCCGGACCCGAUCCUCGGAGAUCCCCCCCGCCCGACAGGAGAGCAAUGAGCGAGCCGGAACCGCGAACCCUUGCUGCCCGCAAAGCCUACCCGGAUUCUGAUGAUGCGCCUCUAGACUUGACAAUUCAUACGCGUAAAGAAAUAACAGUUCGCGAGUUCGCUAGACAUUCGUUCGCGGAUCCAACAGACUAUGUGCGUGCCCAGGCCAUCCUCAGGCAAUCCCGGGAGUACUUGGCCGCCGGACGAGACUCCGGCACAGAAUCGGAUGACUCUGCCGGCCGCCUCAGCCCCGGCGACGAUCCGAUGUCCGGCAAAGCGUACAAGAAAUCACUUAUGAAGAGAUACAGUAAGUUUUAUGUUCGAGUAAUUAUUUUGUUUGCGGAACGGAAUUGCAAACGAUUCGGUGGAAUGUUGCGAUAA